ACAACACCACACCAUUGAAGAGCUCGCUUUCAAGCAAGAAGAAUGGGUGAGCCAGAGCCGCCGGUGAAGCUCAUCAGCUCGUUCGGCAGCACGUUCAGCCACCGCGCAGAGGUGGCCCUGCGGCUGAAGCGAGUGUCGUACGAGCUCGUCGUCGAAGACCUUCGCAACAAGAGCCAACUGCUGCUCACUCACAAUCCCGUCCACAAGAAGGUCCCCGUGCUCCUCCACGGCGACAGACAUGCCAUCAGCGAGUCGCUCGUAAUUAUCGAGUACGUGGAUGAGGCCUUCGCCGGGCGACCCCUCCUCCCCACCGACCCGCACGCCCGUGCCACCGCCCGGUUCUGGGCUCACUUCAUCGACGAAAAGUGCAUGAAAUCGUUGUGGGCGGCGCUGUGGAUGGAACCUAGCGAGGCACAAAGACGGUCCGUGGCAGAGGCAAAGGGGAGCCUCGCGUUGCUUGAGGAGCACCUCGGGGAGAGGAGUUUCUUCGGUGGUGAUUCCGUCGGGCUCGUGGACAUAGCCGCUAGUGUGCUGGCACACUGGCUUGGAGUCAUGGAGCAGAUCUCCGGAGUAACCGUGGUCACCGACGCGGAGUUCCCGACCCUUUGCCAUUGGGCUAGACGGUACGCUAGUGAUGAGGAUGUGAAGACAUGCUUGCCGGAGAGGGGUGAGCUCAUCGCCGAGGAGAUGUUUCGAUCAAUGGCAAUGACGACGCCACAAUAGUGAAGUUGUCCACUUUAAUUUGUCUUUUGUGUUUUCGAUCUGUUUCCUGCAAUCUUAUCCUUUUUUCCUUGCACUGUAAUACUCUUUUAUGGUUUGUGCUAAACUGGGGCAAAUAAAGUGAGAGCUUUCUUCAUAAUAA
Hordeum vulgare subsp. vulgare (domesticated barley) is the source of this 862-nucleotide messenger RNA. RefSeq names its product glutathione S-transferase U8-like. Gene Ontology annotation, molecular function: glutathione transferase activity. The transcript is spliced from 2 exons. NCBI's taxonomy places the organism in Eukaryota, Viridiplantae, Streptophyta, Magnoliopsida, Poales, Poaceae. The record is from RefSeq and is a predicted model, not a curated record. Gene Ontology annotation, cellular component: cytoplasm. Bases 43 to 723 code for a protein of 226 amino acids. Gene Ontology annotation, biological process: glutathione metabolic process.